Molecule: messenger RNA, 870 nt
Organism: Aureobasidium namibiae CBS 147.97
Lineage: Eukaryota; Fungi; Ascomycota; Dothideomycetes; Dothideales; Saccotheciaceae
Exons: 2
Coding region: 1-870 (289 amino acids)
Biological process (GO): peptidyl-lysine dimethylation
Molecular function (GO): protein-lysine N-methyltransferase activity
Source: RefSeq, a predicted model, not a curated record
AUGCUCAGCCUCACAGAACUGAUUCGAGAGAUACCAGCCACCGAAGAAGACUCACCCGAAGACAUUUUCGUAUCAGCACCUGGAUUCUUGUUCAGUGACGACCUACGCAACAUACAUGGCGACCCAGGCUCCGUCAUUGUAUACACGAGCAAACGCUUUGGCGAGAUCUCAAUGACCCCGGCCAUCCCCGAUAGCGAGGAAGAAAGAACGCUUUUCAGCCACUAUCUCUGGAAUGCCGGCAUCUUGAUGGCCGAGAGGGUCAGUGGACAACGGCUGGUAAACGACGAGGAAGAGAGACAAUGGAGCGUGCAAGGACAUGAUGUGCUCGAACUCGGUGCAGGCGUGGGACUCGCCGGCAUCGUCAGUACUCUUGCUGGCGCCAGCGGCGUGUGCAUAACCGACUAUCCCGCCAAAAGCACACUCGACAACAUCAAACGCAAUGUCAAGCACAACAUCCCACAAGAGAUUGCAUGCAGAGCAAGAGUAGAAGGCCAUGCGUGGGGCGUCUUUGACGAUGACUUUGCCAAAGCCAAUGGUCGCAAGUUCGACCGAGUACUGGCAGCAGAUUGCUUUUGGAUGCCAUGGCAGCACGAGAAUUUGGCAUUGUCGAUGCUUCACUUCCUUUCGGACGACUCGGACGCUCGAGUGCUUGCAAUUGGAGGUUUCCACACAGGUCGGGCAAAGCUCGCAGCUUUCUUUGACGUGGCAUCCGAAAAAGGACUCGAAGUUCAGGACAUGUAUGAAGAAGACGCCGAAGGCACGAGGAGAGAAUGGGUCAAGGAGAAGGAUGGAGGAAGAGAGAAUGUCACAGAGCGCAAGAAGUGGCUCACCAUAGCCAUUCUACGACGUGCAAAUCAGAAAGGACUCUGA